This is a messenger RNA of Glycine soja, 1269 nucleotides long. Its product is annotated as ethylene-responsive transcription factor ERF110-like. The record is from RefSeq and is a predicted model, not a curated record. NCBI's taxonomy places the organism in Eukaryota, Viridiplantae, Streptophyta, Magnoliopsida, Fabales, Fabaceae. Gene Ontology annotation, biological process: regulation of DNA-templated transcription; ethylene-activated signaling pathway. The transcript is spliced from 2 exons. Bases 364 to 1215 code for a protein of 283 amino acids. Gene Ontology annotation, molecular function: DNA-binding transcription factor activity; DNA binding.
CAUUUUGUCUGAUUAUUUCAGUGACUUAGUAAAUAAGGAGAGGUUCUAGUUCUACAGCUGCGAGAGCUGUUCAAAUAAAUCACCACCGACUGACUCGAUCUUACUAUAUGGCGGCGCCUGCAAACAUUUUGAACCUUUCCAUUUCCAUCGUUCCUUAUAUAUAUGAAACAACUCACAUAUGGGGUUGUUUAGAUUGAAGGGGUAGUAUUUUUGCUUUUGCAUGCAUCAAUCAGAAACGAGGGAUUCGAUCUAGUAGCUAACUAAAACAAGCUUUUUGAUUGCGUUUACACGUGUUUGUUAAAGGUGGCAAAUCCUAAAGAGAAGAAGGGAAACGAGGUUGACAAUAUAUUAUUCCAUGAAGGGAUGAUGAACAACCCUGCAUUAUUGUCAAGGCUGUUUCCGGGUAUCAAUAGGGAGAGGGAGAUGUCUGCCAUGGUCUCAGCUUUGACCCACGUUGUCUCCGGAGAGGUUCCAACCGGUGAUUCUUCUUCAGUUCUUCAUCAUCAACCUCAUGAUGAUGAUGCUGUUACUGUUAAACCAAACAUGCCUUCUACAACACCCUUUUCAUCUACUUAUGUUGUUGCCACCUCUUCUCUCAAGAGAAGUAGACAACAUGAUACAUAUACACCAUCCUUCUCACAUCCACCUUCAUCAUUCCCUGCUAUGCCAACAAGUGCAGAAUGUUCAAAGAGUGGAAUGGGAAAUGCUGUGUACGAAUACAGAACAAGAGGAACAGAGAAUGUAAAGAAGGAGGAGGGAAGGAGAAAAUAUAGAGGGGUGAGGCAGAGGCCGUGGGGAAAAUGGGCAGCGGAGAUAAGAGACCCAUUCAAAGCAGCAAGAGUAUGGUUAGGAACAUUUGAGACGGCAGAGGCAGCAGCUAGAGCCUACGAUGAAGCUGCCCUUCGUUUUAGGGGCAGCAAGGCCAAACUCAACUUCCCCGAGAAUGUCACUCUCCGACAACCUCAAUUCACUGUUUCCACAUCAACAGACCCAUUUCAACUCUCGGGUACCAACCUUUAUGAUCAUAGGAUGUUUCUGACUUCUAAUACCAUGGCUUCUCAUCAUCUUCAAUCUUCUUUGCCGCUGCCACCAGCAACCUCCUCUUCUCUAACUUCUCCUCCUCAGAACAUCACUUCACUUUCUUCCUUGUAUUCUGCCCAGUUGCCCCCAUGGUCGGCCUCUGCCUCUGGUCAUAGCUCUUCUUCCUCCCCAUGAUCCUUUUUUGUUUCUUUGUUUUUAUUGAGUCUAUAUUUUCCGUCUUUUAUCGUA